Messenger RNA from Xiphias gladius (swordfish), 1622 nucleotides. It is a transcript of the gene tektl1, whose product is annotated as coiled-coil domain containing 105. The record is from RefSeq and is a predicted model, not a curated record. The coding region runs from base 1 to 1446 and encodes 481 amino acids. The transcript is spliced from 8 exons. NCBI's taxonomy places the organism in Eukaryota, Metazoa, Chordata, Actinopteri, Istiophoriformes, Xiphiidae.
AUGCAAGUCCAGCCGGUUCCCCUCGGCACUGUCUCCAUCGGACCGCUGUCUUGGCGCGAUGGGACGGUCCGCUCCGUUCAGCGGGCGGCGCGCCUGGUGCGGCAGACCCGGGCAGGGCGGUCGGCGACGCGCGGCGGACCCCGCAGCAGCAGCAGCCGCGCCGCCGCCGGUUUCACCCCAAAGCGCAAAAACGGCGCAGCGGAAACAACCGAAGACGAGAUCGCGGAGGAGGAAUGCGGACAGGGUCGCGACUGCGUCUGCAAAGAUAAGAUGUUGAGGCCCCAAACUACAGGAGGGAUGCUCCCCAGGGGGUCCCAGAGGACGUCUGUGGCCCCGUUUCCUCUUACCAGCCUGCGUGAGCAGUGUGCCGGGGCCAGCGCCGCCGUGGCCGGUGAGUACAUGCGGAGGGUGCGGGAGGUGGAGGGCCAGCUGCGCAGGCAGGCCGGCAAGGUGACCCAGGAGGGCAUCAAGCUGGAGAGGGAGAAGGGUCACCUGGAGAGGAUGCUGCGCAGCCUCAGGGCUGAUCUGACCGUCAACAGGAGGAGCUCGGAGGGGAGGACCAGGAGACCAUCCACCACCGAAACGGAGAGGGACGGUGCCGAUUACUUGCUGCUGUGUGAGAGAAGAGAGCUGGCCAAGCUGAAACAGGAUCUAGAGGGAGCACUGAGAAACACACUGACCCAGCUCCAGGCCCUGGGUCAGAGCAGCAGACAGCUGCUGGACUGUGCCAGUGAGAGGGCUCGUGUCCUGGAGCUGCUGCCUCACAGCGGCUCCGCGGGAGGACACAGCAGCGCUGCUCAGACCUUCACCAAAACAGACCCCGUCAGCCCCUUUACACCAGAAUGCAAACAGGUUUUAGGGUCGUCCACUUUGACAGUCAACCGGUCACAUCUACUGAGGGAAAACAUCAGACAGAUGCUAACCGGCGCCAUUGCCAGGCAGAAAGUUGCUCACUGUGCUGUCAACGAUGGCCUGGUGAAGAAAAUUGCAGAGACAAUCAGUCUGCAGCAAGACCUGUCUUUGAUGUCCGGAGCCACCAGACAGGCCAUGUUUCGCAAGCAGAGGGAAAUUAACUGUAUUCGUCACAGCCACGACAGAGCGCAGGGUCCAGAGUACAGUGGUGAUAUACUCUCCAGAGAGAAACUCAACAGGCCUCUGGUCCAGGUUUAUCAGAGACACCCGGGGACACAGUUACCUGAGGCUGCUCAUCUCAUACAGGGCAGUGCAGUGCUGAGGCAAUAUCUAAAGUCCUCUGAGAGUGAGCUGGCAAGGCUGCAGCACGCCUGUCUGCAGCUACUGGACGACCUGCACAGCAAGAGAGCAGCAGCUCAGGUGGACGCAGGUGUCGUCCGCAUGAGGCUCCAGCAGGUCAACAAGCGAGCCGUGCCUUCCUUACUCCAGCAGGGGGCAUCCAGAAGCCAACUCUCCCUGUCUUAUGUUAAGUAGAGCUGCAGCAAUCACACAGGUAGAGAGAAAUGAUAGUGUUAAUUUAAUGUGUUGUGAUAAUAGGAAGCAGCUAUGUGCAAAAAAAGUACUGGUUCAGGAAUAAGAGCAUGGGAUAAAAGCUGCACUCAUAUGGCCAAAAGUAUAGAGACACCCCAGUUCAUUUAGUCCUUUGCACU